This is a messenger RNA of Ipomoea triloba (trilobed morning glory), 765 nucleotides long. Its product is annotated as protein FAR1-RELATED SEQUENCE 5-like. Gene Ontology annotation, molecular function: zinc ion binding. Gene Ontology annotation, biological process: regulation of DNA-templated transcription. The record is from RefSeq and is a predicted model, not a curated record. Lineage: Eukaryota; Viridiplantae; Streptophyta; Magnoliopsida; Solanales; Convolvulaceae. The transcript has a single exon. The coding region runs from base 1 to 765 and encodes 254 amino acids.
AUGAAGACACCAUUGGCCAUUGAGCGGCAUGCUGCAAAUGUGUACACCAUUAACAUCUUUUAUGAGGUGCAAACAAAGAUCGUUGCUGCGUGUUUUAAUUGCCGUGUUGUUACUAUUUCCAAAGACGGAGACUACGUUUGUUAUGAAGUACAAUGUAGUACCGGACGAGUGUUUAAUGUCUGCCACAACCCAAGGUACAACACAAAUUCAUGUGCGUGCAAGAUGUUCAACCGCAUCGGACUGCUCUAUCGACACAUUCUUUACGUUCUUAAAGAGUACCAACAAGAGGUUAUUCUAUCGGGGUAUGUCAUGAAGCGGUGGGGUAAGUGCGCUAGCAUGGGUAGUAUUCAGCUUCAACAGACUACUGCACAACAAAACACAAUCCCUGGAGGUACUUUGCAACAUCAGGUGUGGAUGGACUUCAACGCGUGUAUGGGGAUGGCCCGAGGAGAUGACCAACGCCUAUUGCAAAUAUCCCAUGCUAUGAGUGAGGUCAAACAGAAAAUUCAAACCGAUGGCCGAACAGUAGCGGCCAAGCUAGGUAAUGCCGCUAUCAUUCAAACCAUGUGUGGAACUCCCUCUUCAUUACCUGUCACUAUACGCCCACCAGUUGUCGCAAAAAACAAGGGGAGCGGCAAGCGCUUAAAAGGGGCUCGUGAAAAGGCCAUUACCAGUAAGAAGAAAGGACGGAAGUGUCACACCUGUGACUUGGCUUUAGGGCAUGAUACCCGUAAUUGCCCGUUGUUGGACCCAGUGCUCCAGUAG